UACGUGGUUUUAUACUUCGUAUCUACGCACGAUUAUUGAGGAGACAGGCGGGGGGAAAAGUGUGGCUACCGUGGGACGUCUUUUCUUCACAACGUUGCCUUAGUCAAAUAGGCCAAGACCUAUGUUGUAAAAGUUUUUUCUCUGUGUCUGUAAUUCACUUCCCCCUCGACAAGUGCACAAAUCAGAUCAGAUAUCAGCUCUACAAACGCAUUGCCCUAAAUAGCCAAAGGAUGAGUGACGAAGCAACUAAAGAUUCGCAGUGCACCUGCGUCAGCAAAAUCAUCAAGUUGGAUCCGAAUCUCCUGCAGAGGAGAGAAUCUUUGUUCGCAAGCUCCGAGGCGCAGUCCAUCAUUGAGCAGAUGACCGGGGUGUCCUGUAACGGGCAGGUGAUCCUCAAAAAGACCACCGAGUCCCAAGCCGAAGACCCUACCGAGGAGGCUCCCGCGGUCGAAACAUCCUCGACCGAGGGUAAAGAGGAUAACAAGAGGGUCGCUAUGACUAACAAGAGCAAGGCGGGGAAGGAGAGAGAGAAACACACCAUGGCAGACGUGGCCUCUAAAGUCAUGAAUUCCAAGCUGUACACGAACGAUCGGACCACCCGUGCCGUCAAGAAGUGGCGGGCCUUUCGCACGAGGGAAGAGAGGAGACUUGCUGGUGAGGACGGGCAGGAGAAGCACGAAGCCAAGGACGACAAAGAUGAGAAAACCGACGAGGCACAAUCGAAGGUUGGAAUUGGGGAUAGCUCACCGUCAACCGCAUCUUCUAUUACGACGACAUCCGCUGGCGCCAAUACCACUAACACCAAAUUCAGUUUGAGCAGACAGGAUGAAAACGACAGUAAUGAUGACAUUGACAGUGAUAGUGAGAGUGACAGUAGCGAUGACAGUGAAACGAAACCCACCGACCAGCCCAGAGUCGCAACCCCCACUCCUCCCAAAUCCCCUGUCCUCCACAGACCCGCUCGAGCCCGAUUCGGCCGUCGAUACUCUAUGCCUUUGAAUGUCAUGACCCCCGCCCCUCCCCGUUUAUCCCCGGCCGUGUCUCCCCCUCACGGUUCCCCGAAGGCCUCCCAGGAAUCCUCCCCAAACCGACGCCCCCACGUCACUGCCGCCAUCACCAAGCUCCAGAACAACAGGGAGAAGCUGUCCAUGCUGUUCGACAAGAGGUCUGAGGUCAUCUCCUCUUUGGACGCAGAGAGCGAAGUCGUCGGAAUCGGGAAGAGGGUGACGAGACUGUGCAACCGUCGGGCCUCCGACUCAAUGUCGACCUUGUCAGACUUCCUUCGGAAACAGCAGAUAUCUCUGACUGGGAGCAGCACUGGUAGACUUUUACAGAGGCGAGGAUCCGUAGGUACAAAUAUCCUCGCCCGCAAUACAAGGACGCCAGCCGUGGAUUCCAGUCAAAUAAGCCCCGUGGCCCCUGGUCCCAACGACGACAACAAGAUAAGGAGUGGAAGGCCGGAAUUCAAGAGUCGCAGCUGCGAAGAUGUCGCCAUCCCAAAUCCGCCUGGCCAGCUCCACCCUCCCCCGCCGUUCCACGGCGGCAGACGCGGCUCCGUGUGUGUCGGCCAGAUCGCACGCGUCAGAGAUGGCACCUCACCCGAGCUGCAGUCCCCCCGGAGACCGCCUGCCGAUGGGGAGACUCCCCUCGGACUGAUCUGCUCCAGCAAAAAAAACGUUCCCCAGGAGAGAAACCCAGACGGAGAUUCUGGAAAGGACAAGGACACCGCAAACCACAAGUCACCUCCCCAAGGGCCUCCCCAACGGUACAUGAAAAACAGACGCGGCUCCGUGAGCUUGGCACACAUCGCGCACGCUCGGGAAAUGCUGCAGUGUAAGACACUGGGAAACAGCGAGUCUCAAAAGAACGGGCUUAGCAAGAGUGUGCCGCUGACUCUCGCCAACAUAGAGGUUCACAACACGCUGCUCUCACCGUUCUCUUUCCAGUUUUUCAGCGAUCGUAUACCGACAACUGCAGGUGCUGGACCGGUAAAAUCUGAGGACUCUCCCAAGCCCGCCGAGGUUUCGACCAAACCCGCAGCCAACCAAGCCCAAGGGGGCGUACAUGUAAGGGAGGGUGAGCCCAAGCUGGAGGGACCGGAGACGGCGAGGGAGAUGGGCACGUCUUCCCUCCGGCAGGGCUCCUCCCCACGCCGUGCAUCCACGCCUGCCGUGCCGGUGUCUGAGCGCAAGUACUCACUGUUCCUCAGGACAGACAGCGAGAUCAGAGAAGACAUCGAGAACGAGAUCCAGGAGAGGGUGGCUCGGCGGAGACGCGAACUCAUGGCGGUUCGGUGCGUCAGCGCCAAGGGGGCCCAGAGGCUAGAAGCCCGGGCGCUGGCGCAGUCGGCGGCCGGUCGUCUCAAGAGGAAUCUGCACGAGGUGACCAAGCAACGGAAGACCAAAGAACUCAUGCAGAUAGAGGAGGAGAGAAAUCGGUUGCUGAAACAGAUGAUGUUGCUCUCUUGA
Messenger RNA from Acanthaster planci (crown-of-thorns starfish), 2468 nucleotides. RefSeq lists its product as uncharacterized. The record is from RefSeq and is a predicted model, not a curated record. Lineage: Eukaryota; Metazoa; Echinodermata; Asteroidea; Valvatida; Acanthasteridae.